AUGGCGUCCGCAACGGCCUCCAAGGAAAAGUACUCGGUCAUCCUGCCGACGUACAAUGAGAGGCGGAACCUGCCCAUCAUGACGUGGCUCCUGAACCGCACCUUUACCGAAAACAACCUCGAGUGGGAACUCAUCAUCGUCGACGACGGCUCGCCCGACGGCACGCAAGAGGUUGCCCAGCAGCUCGUCAAGGCCUACGCGCCGCACGUGGUGCUCAAGUCGCGCGCCGGCAAGCUCGGCCUCGGCACCGCCUACGUCCACGGCCUGCAGUUCGCCACGGGCAGCUUCGUCAUCAUCAUGGACGCCGACUUCAGCCACCACCCCAAGUUCAUCCCCCGCAUGAUCGCCCUGCAGCAGGCCGGCGCCUACGACAUCGUCACCGGCACUCGCUACGCCGGCGACGGCGGCGUCUUUGGCUGGGACCUCAAGCGCAAGUUUGUCAGCCGCGGCGCCAACCUCUUUGCCGACACGGUCCUGCGUCCCGGCGUCAGCGACGUCACCGGCUCCUUUCGCCUCUACAAGCGCGCCGUGCUGGAAAAGGUCAUUGCCAGCACCGAGAGCAAGGGCUACACCUUCCAGAUGGAGAUGAUUGUCCGCGCAAAGGCCAUGGGCUGCACCGUCGCAGAGGUGCCCAUUUCCUUUGUCGACCGCCUCUACGGCGAGAGCAAGCUGGGCGGCGACGAGAUUGUCGAGUACGCAAAGGGCGUCUUUUCUCUGUGGCUCAAGGUGUGA
Messenger RNA from Hirsutella rhossiliensis, 732 nucleotides. Its product is annotated as glycosyl transferase family 2 domain-containing protein. Gene Ontology annotation, molecular function: dolichyl-phosphate beta-D-mannosyltransferase activity. Gene Ontology annotation, biological process: protein O-linked glycosylation via mannose; GPI anchor biosynthetic process. The record is from RefSeq and is a predicted model, not a curated record. The transcript has 2 exons. Gene Ontology annotation, cellular component: endoplasmic reticulum membrane. The coding region runs from base 1 to 732 and encodes 243 amino acids. NCBI's taxonomy places the organism in Eukaryota, Fungi, Ascomycota, Sordariomycetes, Hypocreales, Ophiocordycipitaceae.